AUGGAUAAGCUCAAGGCCAUCUUCAAGCGAAGAAAGGAUAAGGGUACCGGCACCGGCACAGGUGCUGGUACCGGUGCGAGCACCGCUACUCCUCCUACAAAGACGACUACCACGUCCACUCCGACCGCAACUACAGCUGCAACUGCAACGCCUGCCGCAGUGCCCCAGCCAACGUCCACGGAUACGGCGGGGGCGCCGUCGAACAGCGAUCCCACUGUUCCUCCUGCGGGCGCGGCGCCCGUCGAGACUCCUACUGCCAGCGCCGAUAAGGCUGCCGAGCCUGCUCCGGCUGAUACCCCUGCUGCUGCUCCAGCCGCUGCUCCUGCUCCUACUUCUACGCAUGCCGCAGUCACCGAGCCUGCGAAGUAA
Molecule: messenger RNA, 369 nt
Organism: Exophiala dermatitidis NIH/UT8656
Lineage: Eukaryota; Fungi; Ascomycota; Eurotiomycetes; Chaetothyriales; Herpotrichiellaceae
Exons: 2
Coding region: 1-369 (122 amino acids)
Source: RefSeq, a predicted model, not a curated record